Molecule: messenger RNA, 555 nt
Organism: Macrosiphum euphorbiae (potato aphid)
Lineage: Eukaryota; Metazoa; Arthropoda; Insecta; Hemiptera; Aphididae
Source: the annotation of a GenBank genome assembly
AUGGGAUUGAUGACAGUUCUGAAGAAAAUGAAACAGAAGGAAAAAGAGAUGAGAAUCUUAAUUUUAGGUUUGGAUAAUGCUGGAAAAACAACUAUAUUAAAAAAAUAUAACGGAGAGCCAACCAAUACAAUUGAACCAACAUUGGGUUUUAACAUUAAAACAUUAGAUCAUAAAAGUUAUAAACUGAAUGUGUGGGAUGUUGGUGGUCAAAAGUCAUUGCGAUCAUAUUGGCGUAAUUAUUUUGAAAGUACUGAUGGCCUUAUAUGGGUUGUUGACAGUGCUGACAAAAGAAGACUGAGUGAUUGUACUACUGAACUGCAUAGUUUAAUUGAAGAAGAGAGAUUGGCUGGAGCCACAUUAUUGAUAUUUGCAAAUAAACAAGAUUUACCAGGUGCUUUAUCAUCAGAAGAAAUAAAAGAGGUAUUGCAAUUAGAUCGAAUUAAAACUCACCAUUGGAAAAUAAUACAUUGUAGUGCAUAUACUGGGGAAAACUUGUUGGAAGGCAUUAACUGGAUGGUUAGCGAUAUAUCUGCUAGAAUAUUUACACUUGAUUAA